CAGCGGAAGCGUUUACACGCUGCGUGCUAUCAGCUAACAGAGCUAGCUCGUCAGAGGGCGGUUGGUGUCCUUCUGAUUUUUAACUGAACGUUUGAAGCCCAGCAAGUGACCGGAAGUGCUUUUUAACUGACUGAUGUAACGUUUGUGUCACUCUGUGCUCUCAGAACACAAACAGGAGACAGGAAGUCGUCCCACACAGAUGGAGGUGCUGACAAAGCCUGAGGGGGAGGAUGAGGAGGACAAGCUGGUGUCAGAGCUGAAGAGGCAGCUGGAGGAUGAAGACCUGACCCCGGAGGAGAAACUCACACUGCUGACUGAAGGCUUAAACAACGCUCUGAACUCAGCGGCAGUCCACGUGAACAGCGGUGAACUGUCUCGCCUGAAGUCUCGGUUGUAUCUGAGUGGCGUGCUGAGUCAAUGCGUCCUCUCUCUGCAUCCCAGCAGGCUGCGGGGCAACCUGAGCGCCGCCGCCACACUCGCCCACCUCACCAGCUCCUGCUGUGUGGGGGCGGAGCCUGGCCACCACUCUGAAUCCUUUCAUCAGCUCUUCCUGCCAUCAGUCGUGGAUGCCCUGCUGUCAUUGGCUGCUCAGCUGGUGAACCGAAGUGAGAAUGCGUCUCUCCUCAGGAAGGUGAUGGACUCAGUCGGCUGGCUGCUCGCCGCUCACACUCAAAUCACAGAGAAAGUCCUCAGCUCCAUCCACUAUGAAGAGAUCCAGAUGUGUGAUGAUGCCACCGUGUCUCUGCUCUGCAUCCAGAUGUGGAUUCAAACCUGCACAGCCAACAGUGACUUCCUGUCUGGGUUGAGCAAUGACUCCAUCCUCCUGCUGCUCAACGAGGCAGUUGGCCAAUUAGCUCUCAGCUCUGACUCUACAGUGGGUGGGGCCUCCAUCAGAUUGAUCCUCCUCAUGGCCAAUCAGCUGGGGCGCCGCUUCCGGCCCCUGCUCCUCAGCUUCAGAGGUCUGGACAGCCUGCUGCACAAAGACUGGAGGGGGCGUGGCUUCGACCAGGCCGUAGAUCAGGUGGUCACUCUUAUCCAAUCAGAGAAGGAUGCUGUUAGUCAGUCACAGGUGAGCAGUGAGCAUGUGCGGGCGGCGUGUGUCAUCCAAGCAGCCUGGAGGUCGUAUCAGACCAGACGCAGAGUGAAGAGUCUCAGCAGAGCGGUCAGCUUCCUGCAGAGGAAGUACAGGGCUCGGAGGAGGCAGCAGCAGCAGCAGAAGGAGGCACAGCUGUGGGAGGAGGAGCUGAGGUAUCAGGUGUGUGUGAGGCGUCAGCAGGCGAGGAGGAGGUUCCAUCAGAAACAGAGACAGCUGCUGCAGCUGCUUCCUGCAGACCAGGUGCAGUCGUAUCUGCAGGAGUGCGAGCGUCGAGCGGCCGUGGUCAUCCAGAGCUUCUGGAGAGGCUUCAGAGACCGACGAUGCUUCAACAGCACACAGCGACACACACUCAGACGGGAGCGAGCAGCCAGGACGCUGCAGAGAGCGGUGCGUCGUUUUCUACAGAAGCGGCGAGCAGCAAACGCCCCGCCCCUCCCUCCUUUCUGGAUUGGUCAGAAAGGGUUGACAGACAGUCGGAGGGCGGAGCUUAAGCAGCAGGUGGAUGAUUACAUCUCUACACAAAAAUCAUCCUGUGUGUCUCCUGAGGAGUGUGCACGCCUACAUGAGGAGGUGCAGCUGCUGCUGCUGUCGGAGCUGCAGAGAGGAGCUCAGCACAGGAGAGAGGAGCAGCGGGUGGAGGCGCUGCUGGCUCAUAUACACACACAGCAGGAGCUGCUCCGAGAUGCCCCUCCCCUCUCUGUUGUCACGGAGACAGACGCAGAUGCCUUCCUGAGCCCGUCGGGCCCCGUUGCUGCUCGUGCCCGUGACGCCCACAACGCCAUGCUGCAGGCGAGCCGGCUGCCCUGGUGGAGAACGCUGGGAGACACAGACGUGCAUCACACGGAUACAUUCGGCUCUGCCCACCUUGCGGAGCUGGAGGAGGAGCUCGGAGGACUGUACAUAGGAGGGACGGUGGCGGUCAACAGGCACACUGAGGUGGACAGAGUCCAUCUAUAAGGUGAUCUGAGUGACUGCUUUACUAAGAAUGACUCGAAGGUGAAACACGAGGAUUUUAUUGACACAGACGCUGCUAAUAGAAACAAAAUGUGACUCUUGGACUGUUUUCACAGCUGAACAUGUGAGAAUCAGGUCCCUGUGCUUUAGGGUCCUGGACGACAGCAUUUACCUUUAACUAGAGUUUACCUGGGCGCUCUGAUCGGGUAGUGUUGAGAACAGCCUGCAUGAUAUGAACCACAGCACUACAAUGUUUUUUUGUAUGCUAUAAUCUAUGCAACAACACUGUGAGGACCUGUGAGAUCUUCACUGUAUGAGUUAAAACCAGAGACUGUAAAUAAAGG
Messenger RNA from Archocentrus centrarchus (flier cichlid), 2394 nucleotides. It is a transcript of the gene iqcb1, whose product is annotated as IQ motif containing B1. The coding region runs from base 200 to 2053 and encodes 617 amino acids. Gene Ontology annotation, cellular component: cilium. The record is from RefSeq and is a predicted model, not a curated record. Lineage: Eukaryota; Metazoa; Chordata; Actinopteri; Cichliformes; Cichlidae. Gene Ontology annotation, molecular function: calmodulin binding. Gene Ontology annotation, biological process: cilium assembly. The transcript is spliced from 15 exons.